Messenger RNA from Eriocheir sinensis (Chinese mitten crab), 2771 nucleotides. RefSeq lists its product as uncharacterized. The transcript has 2 exons. The record is from RefSeq and is a predicted model, not a curated record. Lineage: Eukaryota; Metazoa; Arthropoda; Malacostraca; Decapoda; Varunidae. The coding region runs from base 911 to 1846 and encodes 311 amino acids.
CUCUGGAUAAUCAAAAUCGUUGUGUAAGGUAGAAAUAUAUUAUACAAACUUACACACAUAUAUACACUCAUUGGAAAGAAUGUGGAAGUGGCUAAGAGAUGUGGUUUGAAGGAGACACGGAGGAGAGAGAGACAAAGAAGGCUGCAAUGGUUGGGACAUGUGAGGAGAGAGACAGAGGGUGGAGUGCUAAGGGUGGUGGAGGGAAUGGAGGUGCCCUGGAGGAGACCAGUUGUAGGACCAAAGAGAGCAUGGAGAGGAAUAGUGACACAAGACUUGGGAGUGUUGGAAACAGAGGAAGGAUUAGCACUGGACCAACAAGAUGGAGGAGGACCAUGGCAAGUCCCACCCCAGGAAAGGGAGAAGAUGGACCAUAAACCAAGAUGAUACAGGAAUAAGGGAAAGGAACAGUGACACAAGACUUAGGAGUGCUGGAAAUAAAGGAAGGAUUAGCACCGGACCAGCAGAUGGAGGAGGACCAUGGCAAGCCCCACCCCAGGAAAGGGAGAAGAUAGACCAUAAACUAAGAUGCUGAUGACCCUUUUCUAACUAUCCCCGUCUUGCCAUCUUCAUGCUGCUCCUCUUCCUCCUUUUCUUCCACGCUUCUUCUAUUCUCUUCCUCUUCUUUCAUAAUUUCUUCCUUUCCUCCAUUCCUUUUCUUUCUGUUCUUGCUUUUUCGUAAUAUUUUCUUGUCCAUCUUUCUCUUCUUUCUUUCACUAGUCUUUUCAUUCCUUUCCUUCUUUUCUGUUCUUGUUGUUCCUCCAUCCCUUUGUCUGUCUUUCUCUCUUCGUCUUCUUUUUCUUCUUGUUUUUCAUGAAGGAGUCGCGUGGAAUGAAAUCGUCCAACACCAAGUUCCUCCCCCAUUCAGAAAUGACAGCAAGGUUAGGGACUAAGUGUUGGGAAGUGGAUCUUCAUGUGUUUGGCAAUAUUCUUCCUGGUCUUGAAAUGUUUUCCAGAAACAUCACACUUGAACUCUCUCAGAUCAGAGUGUCUGACAACGUGGCUGUUCAAUUCACUUAAAAAGGAACCUUCAAGCACACUCAAGGCAUUCAUGAGGUCUUACACCAGUGUGUAUAAUAACUAUGUGUCUAUUUAUUUUACCCUUCAUACUGAACCUUUUGUCACACUCAGGGCAUUCAUGAGGUCUUUCACCAGUGUGUUUAAAGGUCUGUGUGUUAAGGUGACUCUUUACACUGAACACUUUGCCACACUCUUGGCAUUGAUGAGGUUUUUCACUAGUGUGUUCAAGGCUGUGUCUGUUGAGGCUACUCUUCUGAGUGAACACUUUGCCACACACUUGGCAUUGAUGAGGUUUUUCACCAGUGUGUAUAAGGGUGUGUGUGUUAAGGUUACUCUUCCUACUGAACAAUUUGCCACACACUUGGCAUUCAUGACGUCUUCCACUAGUGUGCAUAAGGAUGUGUGUGUUAAGGUUACUCUUCUGAGUGAACACUUGGCCACACACUUGGCAUUCAUGAGGUCUUUCACCAGUGUGUGUAGGAGUGUGUCUGUCAAGGUUACUCUUCCUACUGAACACUUUGCCACACUCUUGGCAUUCAUGACGUGUUCCACCAGUGUGUGUAAGGGUGUGUGUGUCAAGGUUACUCUUCUGAGUGAACACUUUGCCACACACUUGGCAUUCAUGAGGUCUUUCACCAGUGUGAGUAAAGGUGUGUCUGUUAAGGUUACUCUUCGUACUGAACACUUUGCCACACACUUGGCAUUCAUGAGGUCUCUCACCAGUGUGUGUAAGGCUGUGUGUGUUAAGGUUACUCUUCGUACUGAACACUUUGCCACACUCCUGGCAUUCAUGAGGUCUUCCACCAGAGUAUGUAGGUGUGUUUGUUGAGGUCACCCUUCCCAGGGAGUCUUUUCCCACACUCUUGGCACUCAUGCUUCCCUUCACCAGUGUGUGCAAGGCUGUGUCUGGUGAACUUGCUCUCGCUCUCAAACCUUCUAUCACUCAAACUCUCCCAUCCUUUAUGGCUGGAGAUGCAGCAGCAAGGUGGUGGUGGUUCUCCUGAUCACCUCUGAUCAGAGCAUGCAGUACAGUAAGGUGCUGUAUGACUGUGAGGACAGUGACAGCACAGUUCAAUAUUAGGGUGGAAUUUCUUUGUUACGGUACGGUAAGAAGGAAUGAUCUGCGUUCUUCCACCUUUCUGUACCUCUCCGCAGCAAGCCACGCCUGGUAGCCUAGAGGCCAGGUGUGGCCCUGUCUCAGUUCCCUCACCAGGCCUGAGGGGAGGUCAGCAAGGCUGACAGCAGUCAGCCCACCCUGUCUUGACCUCAACCCUGACUUCAGGGGUUGGUCACUGGGGUGGGUGUGGUUGGGAGGGUGUGGCCCUGUCAGCCUCUCAAGGGACUCCCCAAACCUGGCAUUUGGCAACUAGCAGCCAGGCUUCAAAUUCUUGGCCUGAGUGAAGCUUGUGCAGGUGCCUUCCUUCCUAAGUGAGCUACAAUUUCAGGUACAAAAUUACAGUACAAUAUCUUAUAGUGCUACUACAAUACAAAGGCGGUACACAGGUACUGUACAAAGUUUUGUCACUGAUUUUUUUCUUUGGCACAAAAUAUGAUGAAGGAAUUGCACUGUACUGUACUGCAUGGUCUGGCACUGAUCCUCACAGCAGUGGCAGGCUGCUCCUGCUGGUCCUGGCCCCUCAGGCUGCUGCCUUGCCCUGCAGCCUCCACUGCAACAGAAGUCAGCGGCAGUGAAGACACAGCGAGCACUGAGCAUGGCACCCGCCUCAGACCCUCGCUCCUGCACCAGCACCAGG